Parnassius apollo (apollo) is the source of this 1287-nucleotide messenger RNA. NCBI's taxonomy places the organism in Eukaryota, Metazoa, Arthropoda, Insecta, Lepidoptera, Papilionidae. The record is from the annotation of a GenBank genome assembly.
AUGUGGCGUAAGCUGCGCUUGACCGUACUUGGUCGGUCCAUAACAAUACCACAAACUAAAGAUCAAAAGAAGGAGAAAAAGAGAAUCGCAGAACGUAAAAGGAUGGAAAAUAUAAGAAAAUAUCCAGACAAGUAUGCUCUGUGGAAAUUAAAAAUGAAAGAAACAUAUUUGAAAAGAAAGAGAGAAGAAGUUUCGAUUAUAUCAAGAUCUCCGGAUAUUCCCAGCUCAUCACAGGUAUUAACUCAGUUUUCACCACAUUCUGCACGUAUAACAAGAUCAACAAUAAGACAAAAGAGGACACUUGGAAUUGAUUUGAACCUAACAGAAAAUGAAACCGAUAUCUCAUCCAAUGCUGACGUCCAUUCGAGAAUAAUAUCGCCUUCACCAAAUACUUCGAUAUCAGAAUCACCAAGGACUCCCAGCCCACAAAGUAGCAUGGCAUCGUCUCCACAACGUGUCGUCAGCCCAAAAGUUAAUAAAAAAGCUGCACGGGAAACACCUCUUAAAAAGAAAUCGCCUUGGAAACAUAUUUUACGAAAGUUUCAAUAUAGAUAUACUAAAGAAAUACAAUUAAAAGACCAAAAAAUUCUGGAACUUAAAAGAGUACAUGAAAAUUACCGGAAAAAGAUAAAACGGUUAGAAAAAGAUAAACGGGUAACAGACGUGCAUAAAAGACAAAAGGAAAAUCUAUCUGGGAAUGAAAAAAUACAGAUUGUUGUUGAACCCUGUGCUACCGGAAUUAAAGAAAAUGUCACUGUGUAUUUUGAAGAAGAUGAAAACAGUAGAAUGUGCGCGGGAAAAAAAGAAUUUGUCACCAAAGGAAAAAUAAGAAAACAGAAGCGAUAUCUUAGCGACAGCUUGCAGAAUCUACAUAAAAAGUAUCUUGAAACCAAUCCUCAAUACAAAAUAAGCUACAGUGCAUUUUGCAAGCUUCGUCCAUUUUGGGUACGCGUACCAAACGUCAAUAUUCGUGAAACAUGUUUAUGUAAAGAUCAUGAAAAUAUGGAGUUGGUCGUUGUAGCCCCUCGGAAAAAUUAUCUGAUUGUGGAAAAAUCUGUAAAUGAGUAUCAAUCACUAUGUUGUGAUCCUAGGAAUGUUCACUGUCUGACAAAGAAAUGUGAUAGUUGCAAAAAUAAGGCCAUUAAUUAUAAAGAAUUUGACAAUACCAAAGAAACACAUUACUUUAUUUGGAACAAAGUAAAAAAAAAACUUAUAUCAAAGAUGGAAAAGAAAAAGCUACGCUUCAAACGAUUAAGGCAAAAGUUGCAGCGCAUCCCAAAGAUAUAA